Messenger RNA from Lithohypha guttulata, 1398 nucleotides. RefSeq names its product DNA damage-inducible protein 1 (gene DDI1). The record is from RefSeq and is a predicted model, not a curated record. Lineage: Eukaryota; Fungi; Ascomycota; Eurotiomycetes; Chaetothyriales; Trichomeriaceae. The transcript has a single exon. Gene Ontology annotation, biological process: proteolysis. Gene Ontology annotation, molecular function: aspartic-type endopeptidase activity; protein binding. Bases 1 to 1398 code for a protein of 465 amino acids.
AUGCGCAUUUCGGUGUCCGUAGCACAGUCAGAUGUGCAGAUCUCACAGGAUUUCAUCACCCUCGAAGUCAUUGAAGACAUGUCCUUAGACACUGUGAAGGGGUUCAUCGAAGACGAAAUUAGAAUACCACCGCAGGCCCAACACUUCAUUCACAAUGGGCAACCAGUCUUGAACACAUCACAGGCGCUUACUGCCAUAGGCAUAACUGAAGGAGAUGUGCUGAGCCUUAUCAUCAGAACGGUAGCUCCACAGCCGCAAGACAGAUCACAGAACAACCAACGCGCAGGAGGACAACGACGGCCAGCGCAAGCAAACGCAAUGCCUGACUCAGAAACCCUGAGAUUACAAAUACUGAACGAUCAAGGACUAUUAGCACAGGUACGAGAAAGAGAUUCCGAGUUGGCAAGCGCCGUGAACGAUUCAGGUCGAUUCAGAGAAGUCUUUCAACGACGGCAGGAGGCGCAAGCAGAUCAGCAAAGAGACAAGGAGGAAAUGAUGGCUUUGUUGGAUGCAGACCCCUUCAAUGCAGAUGCCCAAACGAAGAUCGAGGAGAUCAUCCGGCAAGAAAGAGUGAUGGAGAACAUGAGAAAAGCCCUUGAAGAAAACCCAGAGUCUUUUGGCAGAGUUGUGAUGCUCUACAUCGACGUCACUGUCAACAACACUCCCAUUAAGGCUUUUGUCGAUUCAGGAGCUCAGACCACAAUCAUGAGUCCUGAAGCUGCAGAAAAGUGUGGCAUUAUGAGACUGAUAGAUCGAAGAUAUGGUGGUAUUGCUAGGGGCGUCGGAACUGCAAAGAUUCUGGGCCGAGUUCAUUCAGCUGAUAUCCAAAUUGGUCAAUACAACCUGGCCAGUAGUUUUACCGUGAUGGAAGGCAAAGGAGUGGAUCUACUGUUAGGCCUAGAUAUGCUCAAACGACAUCAGAUGCUCAUCGACCUCAAGGACAAUGUUUUGCGAAUACAGAGCGAUGCCAUUCCUUUCUUGUCCGAGAACGAAACACCGAAAGGAUUGGACGAAGCAAUGGACGAAGAACCCACAGUCAAGGGCCCGGGCAAUACCGAAAUUGGAGCAAAGACUGGCACAGUCAAGCCUGCGGGUGAGUCUUCCUCUGCUCCGGCAGCUCAGUCGUCUGCGUCAGGUCCCUCAGGAAUCAGGAUACAUCCUCAAGGGUCAGCAGGAAACGUCUUCAGCAAUCCUCAACGGCCACAGUCACAGCCUCGCGCACAACCACAAACACAAACACAACAAGCUAUACGCCCUAAUACCAAUGCCCUUCCAGCAGGCGUGACGGAACAGUCAGUAGCACAGAUCACAGAUCUUGGGUUUCCAAGGCAGGAGGCUGUGAUGGCUUUGCAGCAGGCUGGUGGCAAUGUUGAGCUGGCGAUUAGCUUACUCCUCUAG